AAGAAGCAAAGGAGGAAAAUGCCUGAACCCGCCAAGUCCGCGCCCAAGAAGGGCUCUAAGAAAGCCGUGACUAAAACCGCCGGCAAGGGCGGCAAAAAGAAGAGAAAGACCAGGAAGGAGAGCUACGCCAUCUACGUUUACAAGGUGCUGAAGCAGGUGCACCCCGACACCGGCAUCUCCUCCAAGGCCAUGAGCAUCAUGAACUCGUUCGUUAACGACAUCUUCGAGCGCAUCGCCUCUGAGGCCUCCCGCCUGGCUCACUACAACAAGCGCUCCACCAUCACCUCCAGGGAGAUCCAGACCGCCGUGCGCCUCCUGCUGCCCGGUGAGCUGGCCAAGCACGCCGUGUCCGAGGGCACCAAGGCUGUGACCAAGUACACCAGCUCCAAGUAAACUGCAGCUCUGCUGCACCCACCCAACGGCUCUUUUCAGAGCCACCCACUUCUUCUGAAGAGCACAUGUCCUGAGAUUUUCCACUGCAGUCGUGUUUGGUGAUGAUAGUAACAAGUCCUACACACUGUCUGCCUCAUAAUUAUUAAAUGGUACACUGAUACAGUCUUAAAUCUACAAUGACAUUACAGAUGUGUAUCUGCAGGGUUUGAUGAUGCUAGCUCACCACAGCAGUCAACACUGGUUUUCUUUAGACUGUACCCCAAGGCUCUGGGGGCUCUCCACUGGAGUGAAUGUUAAAUUUCACACCGGCUGCUUUCAUUUGCAUGUUUUCAUAUGACACUGUUGGAUACUACUGUAUUCUAUGUGGAAUUUUUAGAGCAUACUCCAUAAUUCAAAGACAAAGCCAUCAUGAAAAAAACCUUUUUUUCUAUGACAGUUUCUGUUAAUUUUGUUGUCAGUAUUCAAUGUCAUAAUAUUCCUCUUGUUCUCCCGAUAUCCAGGAGAACAAAGGUUUUAAGAAGUUGCCUUUUUGGGGUACUUUAAAAAUAGGUGCAAGUUUGAGUUUAGCGUAUGGUGCCAAUCAUAUAUUUAUUCUCUGUAAUAGUCUGGAUAUUCAUAUUUCAGCCAUUUGUAUAUAUUAGAGAUAUUUCACAUGUUAUAACUUUUUGAAAAUAUUAUUUUAUUUAAUUCAGUCUGCUAUGGUUCUUAUUGACUUGGAGGAACUGUAACCACAUAAUUUCCUUUGGGAUUAAUAACAUUCUGAUUAGGAAUUUCUGAAAAAAAUAUUACAUUAAAACACUGUUUUAACAAAUUACUUUUUAAAAGACAAGCUUUUUGAUAAAACUGCAUUCUGCCCAAUAAUCACCUAAAGCUGGAUUCAUGGACGAAGAGCCGUACAGGAGAUAAGGAAGGUCAAAGGACAUGUCUGCUUUUGAGCAUACGUAGGGCCAAAAUGGCAGUAUUCACUAUGCCCAUUAUGAGUAAAAAGUAAUGUGUAAACUUGACCUGGGAAAGGAAUAAUCUGCUCAUCUACACAGGUCUCAGCAGACUGAAGCUUUCUAGCACGCUGACAAGAGAUGAGCUCAUUUGUUAACAUGAUGAAUCUUGAAGAAUCUGUCAUGAGUUAUUUCAUUGGCUAUAAUGAGAUCUUGUUUCAUGUGAAAAAUAACCCAGAUUUAAAAGGGUUGAAAUUGGAUUGAGAAAGAGCAAAGUAAUGUGGUUUAGUGCACUUCUAGCAAAUAUACACCAGUCUGCUGAGAUAAUGGAAAGCCUGUGUAGAUUGAGCAGAUGUAUUUCAGCUGUGCAAGAGAAACCAAAUCCCCCAGUGUAAAAGAUCGAGCUUUCACAUUACUUCUAAUCCAUAGUGGAUUGUGGGUGUUGUUACUUCGUCCCUAUUCCGGCUCCUUGAAAGCUGGUUUGCUGAUUUACUCGUCCUCAAACAUGUCACCUUCCUGCUGCAAUGUCUGGAUCUGCUCCACCUCAUCUCCCAAAAGCUCAAAGCCUAACCCUCCUUCCACAAACUUGAAUCAAAUCCUUUCUAGCUCUUUCAGCCCUCAGCUUUUUGAAGUAUUAAAAAUGGGAGGUUUUAAGUCCUGCUGUCCACCACAAAGGACAAUGAAUAAGUUUUAUUGUGAAAGGGUUAAACUUAUUGUACAUUUAUGACAUCUUAAUAAACCAAAUUGAAGAUUGUAAUGUGGAAGAAACUAUUUCAUCUUUAAGAGAAACAGAAUCUCUGAAAACAGUUAUCACGUAACCUCCCUGAUUGCCAUAGAACGUGGAAGCUGCAGUGCCUGCCAUUUUGACAAAAAGUUAUUGUUCUCAGUUUCUGUUAUUUUAAAUGAAUGACAUUGCAAGAAUGUGUACUGCAAUUUUUUUCAGUGUAUCUGUAUAUAUUUAUAUCUACUUAUAUUUUGGGUUUUAAAGCAAUAAAGACAGCAGGAAAAUUGUACAAGUUUUAAAGAUGCAUUUUCAUUUGCAGUAAGUGCUUCAAGAACAAAAUAAAAUG
Messenger RNA from Neolamprologus brichardi, 2398 nucleotides. NCBI's taxonomy places the organism in Eukaryota, Metazoa, Chordata, Actinopteri, Cichliformes, Cichlidae. The record is from RefSeq and is a predicted model, not a curated record.